Thamnophis elegans (Western terrestrial garter snake) is the source of this 877-nucleotide messenger RNA. Its product is annotated as OCIA domain-containing protein 1-like. The transcript is spliced from 7 exons. NCBI's taxonomy places the organism in Eukaryota, Metazoa, Chordata, Lepidosauria, Squamata, Natricidae. The record is from RefSeq and is a predicted model, not a curated record. The coding region runs from base 265 to 672 and encodes 135 amino acids. Gene Ontology annotation, cellular component: mitochondrial inner membrane.
CGCUGCAAACGACCCUCCUCUUUAACCAAUCAGAGAGACGCAGCUUUUCCGCCUCGGUUGCCCUCCGAAAGGGGCAAAACCGCCUGAGGGGCCUGGCCUAGCGGCAAAAGCGCCUUUUCUCCACAGGCAGGUCUCGCUGUGGGUCGAGGCGACCCCGGGGGUGGAGGAAAGCGACGGAAGAGGCGGGGAGAAGCUAGCGGGCACCCGGGAGAAAGGAUACUCACAUUUGUGGGUUUUGAGGUUUGCUAGAACCACGGACGAAACAUGGAUUCUACUCCAGUAGAUACUUUGGCCUCUUCAACAGAAAAUAAGACUCAGAAUCUACUCAGUUAUCCAAGAAGACUCACUGGGGCAGAGAUUGAAAAUAUCAAUCAACGGUGUAAAGAAGAAAGCUUCUGGUACAGAGCUCUUCCUCUUUCUCUUGGAAGUAUGCUGAUUGCUCAAGGACUAAUUAGUAAAGGGAUUAUCAAGACUGCUUCUUUGAAUACAGUAGUGGUGGUUGGUGCUGUGGCGUUUUUUGCUGGGAAAAUGUUAUAUAUUGAAAAAUGUACGGAGAGUUUUAGAAAUCUUCUCGUGCCAUUCGGACCGGAACAGAGCAGGAAACAUUCUCCUACAGAUGAUGAAGACAAAGCAAAUCCUCAAAUGAAAAAAACAGAUACUCCUGUUUCUUAAAGCACCUAUUAUCAAAAUUAAUAUUUUACUCACAUUAAUGUAUCCCCACUCCACGUGAAGACACUGUACAGAAUUAUAAAUACUGGAAUAAAAUUAUUUUUGCAUAUUAGUAAAUCUGGUUAUUUUCUCUACAGAGAAUUCAUAUUACUUGUUCAUGUUCUGUAAAAUUGCCGUGAAUGUUGAAUUAAAAAAUGCUGAAACCUCA